Cetraspora pellucida is the source of this 605-nucleotide messenger RNA. The record is from the annotation of a GenBank genome assembly. Lineage: Eukaryota; Fungi; Glomeromycota; Glomeromycetes; Diversisporales; Gigasporaceae.
GAUAUGAUUAUGGAAUUGAAACUAUUACUAAUAAAAACCAGCUUGAAUGUGAAAUGACUGAAUUCAUUUUAGGAAUUCGACAAAUUAAUACCAACAAGAAAUAUGCACUAUUAUCAUUGAUUAAUUGCAUAAAGUUGCUUAGUAAGGUGCUUAAUGUGAAAAUAAAGAAGCUUAAAAAGGAUGGAAUUGUAUCACAUCAUCAUGAUCAUCUUACAGAAACAGAAUUGAGAACUAUAUUUCAGCAUAAUUUAGUUUCAAGUAAUACACCACAAGGCUUGCAAUACUGGAAUUCAUGGUAUCUUGAUGAAAGGCUAGAUGAUAAAACGUGUAGAUCAUUUAUAAAAACAAUAUGCAUCACAGUUGGAAUUAAUAUAGGUAAUUGUGAUAUUGUUAACCAUUCAGACCAGUCAACUCUUAUCACUUUUCUUUUUCAGAAGGAAGUUCCUAUAGAUACAUUAUCAUUACUAAUUGAUAGUGUUGAAACUUUACCUUCUAAUUCUCAAGAAGAAUCAAUUAAUAUGAAUGUUAGCUUUUCUCAAGAUAACAGUUUGCAAAGUGAAGUUGAAAUUGAAAUGGAUACUAUUUUUACUAAGAUACAUGCUUAA